Brassica napus (rape) is the source of this 994-nucleotide messenger RNA. RefSeq lists its product as uncharacterized. The record is from RefSeq and is a predicted model, not a curated record. Gene Ontology annotation, molecular function: DNA binding. Bases 270 to 863 code for a protein of 197 amino acids. NCBI's taxonomy places the organism in Eukaryota, Viridiplantae, Streptophyta, Magnoliopsida, Brassicales, Brassicaceae. The transcript has 3 exons.
GAGCGCAUUAUAGAAUUACAAAUUCUAACCCUGUGUUUAAAAUGGCGCUCGCCAUUGCCGCCAUGGCGCGAGGCGCAGUCAAGCGAUGGCUCUGUCGCCACGUACCACCUAGGCGAGGGUGGGUUCCGUAAGGCGCGCGCCAUGGGUGCCUUGUCGAGAAGGCGAGCAAGUCGAAGGCGUGCGACAUGGCGAGAUUUACGUAAACCGUAUCUAAACCAUAUUAGAACGUACUGCGGUUGCUUUGGUCGGAGUUUAACACACACGUUUUAAUGUCUGAUGAGGCUGGGGGUAGUGCUACACGUCGUGAAGUUGAUCCAGGAAGAAAAUAUGGGAUCAUGUUGAAUAACAAUUCCAACUCUUGGAAGUGUAUCUUCUGUAAGAACAACUUCAACGCUGGAAUUUCACGUCUCAAGCAACACUUGAGAGGGGAUCAUAGGAAUGCCAAAGCUUGUACUUUAUGUCCACCACAUGUGAGAGAGGCGUUAAUCAAACACAAGCAGAUGAAGGAUGAUGAGAUAGCUGCUCGUAACUUGGCUCUCCAAGAAGAAGAAGAAGGUCUUGACGAGUAUGAUGAAGAAUGCGGGAAAGAAAGUCAGCCGCGACGGUCUGUCCAUGCUAAGAAGAGGAGAGUUAGAGGUCCACUGGACAGGUAUGUGAUUGUUCCUCCUCCUGAUGUUUUGCAAGGAAGGAAAGAUAGAAAGAGUACUCUUGGAGCUGCUUGUGAUAAAGAGGCAAGGGAAAAUGUAUGUGGAGAUAUAACUAGGUGGUUUUUGGAUGCUGGUCUUGCGUUCAAUGCAGUCAACUAUCCUAGUUUUGACAAGAUGAUUCAAUCAAUUGGGCUAUAUGGACCAGGAUGUAACUAAAAUAUUAGUUUUAACUAAAAUAACGUAACGUAAAUGUUCUUCAAGGCGAGCGCCAUAUUGCGCCAUGGCGCGCGAGGCGCAAGGCUCGGCACGUCUCGCCUUGGUGCGCCAUGCGCCAUUUUAAACACAGU